AUGCGAGCUCCCUUGCUGUGGCUCGCUCUCGCCGUCCCGGCCUUGGCAUCGCACGACUCGUUCUUCGGCUCGAGCCACGACAUCGUCGCGCGUGCAGUCAAGGCCAAGGUCAUCGCCGUCGACAGCGCCCCGAACCGCACCGUCACGAAGGGCAAGACCGGCGAGUGCACGCAGGCUUACAUCGACAACAAACAGUCCGCCUACUGCAAGCAGAGCUGCCCGCCGAACCAAUGGCCUCUUUACCAGGGCGGAUGCGUCUGCCGCGCGCCGAACACCCUGCGCAGCGGUGUCUGCCAGCCCAAGUGCGAUCCUGGCUUCACCCUCUCGGAGGACAAGACCCUUUGCGUCUGCCGCGACGGCAAGUUCCUCAGCCCGGCCAGCGACAAGUGCUGGUCUCGCUGUGUUACCGGUACUUUCGACGCCAAGAACGGGACCUGCGCUUCCUGCCCGGAACCUUACCUCGCCUGCAGCGAUGCGGCUACACCGACUCGCUGCAUCAACGGCUACUUCUUCGACGGCACGACCUGCGUCAAGGACUGUCCUGCCAACACCUGGCCCGACGACGCGCCGACGAAGAACAUCUGCCGCAAGUGCGCCGACAAGGAUGCGUUGACCUGCUCCGACAGCGGCAAGACGUCCGCCACCGCUUGCAUGACCAAGUACCUCCUCAACGGCGUAUGCGUCGAGGCGACCAAGAUCCCUGACGGCUCGUACGGCGACUCGACGGACCACACCGUCAAGACCUGCGACGCCGGCGUCAAGACGUGCACCUGCUCGGGCAAGGGCUGCGCCACCUCGUGCGGCAAGAACAAGAAGAACGACCAACUCCUUCUCACGCCCAAGGGCGAGUGCGCUCUCCACUGCCCGUCCGGCUACUAUGCCGACAAGAAGGACGGGCUUUGCGUCAAGUGCGACUCGACCGCCUUGACAUGCGACGCUAACGGUGCGAAGACUUGCGCGAAGGACUCGGCGGGCACUCAGCUCUACCUCACCCCGACGAAGAAGUGCAUCUUGCCAUGGGUCGGACCUGCUGGCUACUACCCGGACUCGACGACGAACACCUUCAAGCCCUGCCUCGACGGUGUCACGACGUGUGUCGGUAACGGCGACAACGACGCAUUGACCUGCGGGACUCGCUCGGACGGCACUACGCUCUUCCUCGACCUUCACAACGGUCGCGGCCAGCAGCACCGGCGUCUCUCCCGCCGCGACUCUGCGCCGACCGGAACUUGCGUUGAAGCUGCCUCGUGCCCUAUCACUACAUGGGCUGACCCGAUCACGAACGUCUGCACGCUUUGCGACCCGAACGAAAUCCGGUGCAAAGGCAACGGCGAAGGUAGCGCUCUUCAAUGCGCGAGCGGAUCGUACCUUACCCAGGGCGGUGACUGCGUGUCUGCCGACGCUUGCGUGACGAGCGGUGCUUUCUGGGCUGAUGAUGCCAACAACGUCUGCUCGACUUGCGACGCCGGAGAGGCCGCCUGCACGGGCAAUGGCGCUGGACUCGCGACGGCUUGCGCGACGAACGACCGCGACGAGCAGCUGUACCUCUAUAACGGCGAUUGCUACACCGGAAACGCAUGCCCUGCCGCAUACUACCCCGACGACAACACAAAGUCGUGCCAGGCUUGCGACCCCGGCGCGCUCUCCUGCACCGGCCCUCACGCUGCUACGUCCUGCGGUCUCAACUCGAACGGCGAGCGCCUCUAUCUCAACAUCGACGGCAACUGCGUGACCGCGCCGAACUGCGACAGCUCGACCUGGUCUGACCCUGCGACCCGCCACUGCGAGUGGUGCACGCUCAUCGACCCCGACGCAAAGACCUGCACGUCGCCGACCGUUCUCACCUGCACCAACAAGUUCUUCUACCAGGCGGCCUGCAUCGACCCUUGCCCGACUCGCUUCUGGGCUAAGUCGGACAACCACGUCUGCACGCCCUGCACCGACCCCGACGCCUUGACCUGCGACGCCGACGGCGCGCUCACGUGCGACAAGCUCUACCUUUGGCAGAGGCAGUGCAUCCCGACUUGCCCGGCUGGAACCUACGCCGUCGGUCACGUCUGCUACCCCUGCACCGACAAGUACGGUGACGGCGCCGCGACUUGCGACGCUUCGGCGACCCUCUCGUGCAAGGCAGGCUACGUCUGGCUGAACAACUACUGCAUCUCGGAGGCGGACUGCUACGGUCAGCCGGAUGGGUUCUACCCGAAGAACGGCUACUGCUCGGCCUGCUCGAACGAUUGGGCGUACGCCACGUCGUGCACGCCUGCUGGACCGACGGCGUGCUCAAGCAACCGAUUCAUCGACCGCAACAACAAAUGCGCGCGGGUCUGCCCGAACGGCUACGCCGAGAUCGACCCUCACGGUGACGGUGUCGACUACAUUAUAACUGGCCAGUACAUCGAUGACAGCGGCUUCGUCUCGACCUGCCGGAGCUGCAUCGACCAGUUCGCGGUGGUCUGCGACCAGUACAGCGGUCUCACCACUCAAUGCUACAAGCCGAGACCGAACCACGUCUCUGUCUCGUGCCCUCACCGGGCCUGA
Molecule: messenger RNA, 2541 nt
Organism: Rhodotorula toruloides NP11
Lineage: Eukaryota; Fungi; Basidiomycota; Microbotryomycetes; Sporidiobolales; Sporidiobolaceae
Product: extracellular matrix protein FRAS1
Exons: 20
Coding region: 1-2541 (846 amino acids)
Source: RefSeq, a predicted model, not a curated record